Xenopus tropicalis (tropical clawed frog) is the source of this 3315-nucleotide messenger RNA. NCBI's taxonomy places the organism in Eukaryota, Metazoa, Chordata, Amphibia, Anura, Pipidae. The record is from RefSeq and is a predicted model, not a curated record.
GUUUAUUUAUUUAACCCAAUAAAGUGUAAUUGAAGUUCCACACAGUCAUCUAGAUACUUAAGCAUCCCACAUGGUUAGACUCCAAAUUGCAAUUGAGCAACUAAUGUUUAUUCUGCGAUAUCUGUGCAACAAACAGCAACUUAAUAUAAGCCUAGUUGCCAUGGUGUAAAGCUGGCCAUACAUUAUAAGUACUGCUUUCUUGGCAAAGUGGGGAAUAUCGGACUAAUUUUGAUCAUUUGGUCACAACAAUGGGGAUACAACAUUUGAUUCAGUGCAGUCCUAGAUCCAGUGGAAUAUCAAAUCUGCCAGAUUUUUGCCCAGAUAUCAGUUGGGUAUGUCUGUUGGAGGGCCUCAUACACAAGCAGAUAAGCUUCUGAAUCGAUCUGAAGGGGCCAAAUCUGGCUGAUGUUUGGCCACCUUAACACUGAUGCAAGUGUCUAGCAAUGGGGUUGAUUUGUUGACCCAGCUAAGAUAUUACCAAUAGAGAUAAAUAGAUAACUUUCUUUAGAGGUCAAAUUUCAACUGCAGUAAUAUUUUUAAGAUCUUUGUAGAUCAUCUAAGCCAGGGCAACACUGUCAGCUGUUACUCAUAGGCAUAAAUUUAAAAAUACAGACUACAUGAAAAACAAGUGCCUUGGGGUGAAAUUGCUACAGACAAUAUCAAUGAACAAAUCAUUUUCAGAUAAAGUCAGCCAAAAAGUAUGGCUGCUAAAAAAUACAUUUAUAUCAUACAUUUUUUAAUGUUUCCUCUACAGUUUUGUCACUGCCCACCCACAACCAGUGGCUUGUUCCUAUGAGCAGAUGUCUAUUUAGCUUUCACUUUCUGGAAAUCUAAGAGGCAACAAACACAGUUGCUAUACAUAUAACAUUCAAAUAUAUCUAACAAUAGCUUUUGAAAAACAUUGCUUUUUGAAAAAGUUUAUGGCAGAGGACUAAAACAAACAAACUGUAUUCUUAAAUUAUCAUCUGUUAUACAUAAUAUGAAAAAAACCUAUCUUUUAAAAAAAAGGAACCUCUUUUUUAACUUGUCAUAUUUCCAUUUUUGAGCAAUCAGGAUAUUGAGGUGGAUGUGGAUAAUGUCUGCACUAUUUUAGACUAAAAAGAAAUUGAGAAAUGUGAGGAAGUUCUACAACCCACCCAAAAGGUAUAUAUUUAAGCUUUUCGCAGAAGGUCCAUUAAGUUAUUUUCUUCGGCGCGUUUUAAUAGCAAGACAUUGAGUAUCAAGCAGGCAAGAAGCAGCAUUUCAUGUACUUGAAGAUGCGGCAUGUUGUUGUGAUCAGCAUGUGUGUUUUGCAGACAAUGGCUUUUGUUGUUCAACAAUCUGGAAAAGAAGAAAAGUGUCCAGAACAGAUUACGCAUUUUAUGGGACACUAUGUUUUGAAUGGAGAGCCAGUGGUCAUCAAGUGCCCAGCCUUCCAGUAUCUGCAAAUGGAUUUAUCUAGAGUCUCUCCCUCCUCUUUUAAUAUUGCUUGGACCAAAAAUGCUUCUGAGUAUCUCUAUGCUGGAAGGCAGUCAAGAAUUCAUCCAAAAAAAGAGUCAUUGUGGUUUUUUCCAGCAUUAAUUGAAGAUACUGGCUUGUAUUCAUGCAUUGUAAGGAAUUCAUCACUCUGUACUGAACUAACUUUGUCUCUUACUGUUAUGAAACAAGAAGAGGUCCAUGUCCCUGACAUUGCAUAUGAACAACUUGCAUUUGAGCAUUCACAGUUUCAGAUGUUUUGCCCUGACUUAAGUGACUUUACUAUAAACCGCACUGAUGUGCAGUUACAGUGGUACAAGGAUGGAAAGCUUUUGGAAAAUGACAUCAAAUACAUGUACUCCAGUGGUACAACCUAUAUGCACAUUAUCGACAUUGUGAAGAAUGAUGGUGGAUAUUAUACAUGCAAACUCCAAUUUACCCAUGAGAACAAGGAAUAUGUUGUUUCCAGAAUAAUACACCUCAGGAUUGUAGGUAAAGACAAAAGACAUUAUCCUGUUAUUCAGUACCCAAAUCACAAGCCAAUUGCUGCAGCAAUAGGUUCCAAGCUGCUGAUUCCAUGUAAAGUGUACAUUGGUAAUGGUGGAAAUAAUCCGAUUGUUUGGUGGCUGGCAAAUGAUUCCUACAUUGAUGAAUUCUUUGGUGAUGGCCGUGUAAUAGAGGGAACAUUUCAAGAAAGAACAGAAUCUGAUGGCCAUUACAUUGACGUCUCUUUGAUUUUCGAGAAUGUUAAGGAAGAAGAUUUUAACACUGAAUUUAAGUGUAUAGCCAGCAAUGAUUAUGGAUCCCAGGUGCUUCCUACUCACAUAAGACGAGCAGCAUCCCCUUUUACUUGGUACAUUCCAGUCGCUCCAGCAGUGUUGGUUUUGCUGAUCAUAGCAGUGAUUGUCAUAUACAAAUACAGGAAGGCUGCAAAUAAGAAAGAAUAUUCUCUGACCAAGUCAUGAAUGGAACUGUGACUUGAACAUUUUUCCAGGAACCAAUUAGAAGACCAGAAAAGUGCUGCUAAUUAUGCUUGGUAAAAUGCUCUACUUUAAUUGAUCCAUUUUGGAAGAAAAUGGUGCCUUAAAAAAGUCAAAUGAAAUGUAUCACGUACUCACCCAUAUCUAGUAAAGGGUACAUUUGCCCAGGUGCAGUAACCGAUGGAAUUCAGUUGAAUAUCUUUUUUUUAAACAGGUGAUCCCAAAAUGCUUCCUGUUUAUGCCUUCUAUUGGUGACUAGACCUGUAGCAAAUUUUUCACCUUUUAUUUCAUAACCCAAAUGUUUAAAGUGUGAAUAUACUGUAUGUAUAAUUGUAGUUUUAUAUGUGCUGCAUGUUUAUCUGUAUUUCUAGAUCUUUAUUUAAGCAUGUAAAGGAAAGACAACUAAAGGUAAUUUUUAGGUUCAUAUGUCUCCAUGCCCAACAAUGGAUUGAAGGCAGAUAAGCACAAUGUGGGUAUAUUUAACUGUGUUGCUAUGCUGUCAGAAUUAUCCCAGUGAUGCUGUUUUGGUGCUAAUGACUAAUGAUUUGAAGCAAGUUUAUUUUUCUUUCAAAUUCUUUCAUUGGGUUUAACGUUAAACAAGCUGAUUGUUUGACAGAAUAUUUAGCAUGAUUUCCAUAUUAUGUAACAUGGAGCAUUUUAACUUAACAAUUAAAAGCAAGGGGUAACAAUCACUUAAGCCAGUUCUCAGCUCAACUUUUAAUAAAGAGAAUGUAUAAUAAAAGUAAUUUUAUAUGAAUGGGUUUUAUAUCCUCAAAACCAUACAAACUAUACUAUCAGUCUGUUUCCCAUAAAUGUAUGAAAUAGUUGUCUCCUAUUGUUAUCCAACAUCUUCAAAUACAUUUUCCAUUUUUUCCUGGAA